AUUGCAAUUGUUAUGAUUAGUGUAUUCAGCUCUCAGCAACCAUGGGAAAGAGCAAUAGCAAAGUUUUAAUGCCGAAAAAAGAUGUUGAAAACUUCAGUACCAAGUUCUCUUGGAACAAAAUUGAAGGAAAAGAGUAUGAAAUAAUAAUUGAAGAAAAGGAUGAUGUGGUUGGAAAGGAUGGAAAAGUGGUUGUAAGAAAGGUGAUUAAUCACCACAAAUAUAGUUUUGAAUCAAAGCCUUCCACAAACUAUGAAUUAUUUGUCAAAUUAGUUGAUGGAAAAGUCUGGGAAAAAAUUGAGUUUACUACAGAUUUUGUCAAGCUGGGGCCGAAAGGUGAAAUAGAUGGAUCCAAACUAAAGUAUACAUGGAACAGAUUUGAAAACAAAAAGUUCGAACUCCAACUUCACGAAAACGAAAAACUGUAUCUUGAUAAAAUAACUUCAAGUCUCAACAAGUAUUCAUUCUCUCCCAAGCCUUCAACAAAAUAUGAUUUUAAAGUGAGAUUGAUCUCUGACGGUUAUGAAGAUCAUUGGGAAACAGCUGACACAGUUUGUACAAAGCCAUCAGAAGUUGUUGUGCUGUGCUGUAAGCAACAAAAUGGAUUUACUUUAGAAUGGAGAAAAGAGGAAAUGGGGUACACAUCUUAUACUAUUAAGAUUCUUAAAAAAGAGAAAGAUGGGAAAGAAAUUUUUGACGAAGUUAUUGAUUCAACUGAUGCAAAGUAUACCCAUCAUCAUGAAGGAUUAUGUCCGGGAGAAAAAUAUCACUAUGAGAUCUUUGCUCGUAGUUUCUCAAAGUAUCAAAGUACCAUAAAACAAGGAUUCUUUACCUACACGGGAGAUCUCUAUGUUUUAUAUUUCUUCCUUGUCAACGGGAACAAGGUCAUUAUUCUUUACAAUGUUGAUGGCGUCAGAUUGGACGAGUUGGAACAAAGAAUUCGAGAAUGGGAAAAUGUUGGAUUUAACCUAAUUGAUAAGCAAAAAAGAUGCGCAAAGCUACAACAUGGCAAAGAUUAUCGAAGUAAAAUGGAUUGUCAUGAUGGUCCAUCGAGCCUUAAAUUUACUCCGCCGCACCACCUGGUGUCAUAUGAUGACAUAUCAUUACGUCAUACUUUGGAAAAAAAAUUCACUCUCAGUGGAGCGACAAAAGAAGGAAAAUAUUUAAUCGAGCAUGUCUUGAAACCGAGUGUAAGUAACUCACCAGAAUCAACGCAUGAAAGAGCUACUUUCGAGUGGGAACAUGAACACCAGACUCCAGAAUCGGAGAUUGGGGUAAAGAUAUUGCUGCUGGAAAAAAAAGGAAACAUGGUUGUUCUUGUUGGCAAAGAAAGCUGGCAUAGCGAUGAAAUGAUAAAGAGUUACACAGACAAAGAUUACGUACUCGCUAACAACGCACCUAAACAAGCACUACUCAAUAUCCGCGGUGAAUGUGUGCUAUCCUUAUCCAAUGACAAUGUACAGGUAUCUCCUGCAGAUGGUCACCGUUUUCAAUGCAGCAUGCUGAAAAAAUUUGAUUUCUUUUCUCGUGACUUUGAAUGUACUCCCAAGGAUUCUCUUACACUUGAAAAAUGUCGCCUGGUGUUUACACUUGAACAGUGCGGCGAGCCUGUAUGUUCUCAUCCAUUCUCGAUCGACUUCUCUGAGAAAAAAUAAGUUCAAAGAAAAAUCAAUACCGACAAAAUGCUGAAAACCGACGAAACCAAUGGAUGCCGACUCCAGCCCUGAGAAUACAACGCCAAACUCAAGAAAGAUACAACGGGGAUGAGUCGGGUUUUGUGUCAGAUUCCUCUCACAUGUCAUGGGGGGAAUUUCAUGAAAACGAAACUAAUGUGUUUGGACAACACACAAAACAAGAAGAUCGUCUGACCAAAAAGUUGAAUGGCAAGAAUGAAGUUCUAAUUGUGGCAAUGCUACUCAAAAAAGCAGAAGAGGUUGUUGUGUUGCAUAGCAAGCAAAACAGUAUUCACAAAGCUUCAAAAUUCUACCUGGAAAAAGGCUUUGAAAAAAAUCUUCAGCAAGCCUAUAUCUGCAGAAUUAGACUUCGACAGAGUUUUGUCGGUCGCCCUAAGCAUCAACGAUGUCCCUGUCUCCCCUUGCUCCGAUCACACUUUCCCCUGCAGACAGCUAAUUGACAAUGAUUUCCUAGCAAGCUCUUUCAAAUGUUUACCGAAAGCAAAAGGAACUCUGGAGUAUAAGCUGGAGCAGGAAGGAAGCGAACCUUAUACUUUUCAAGUUGGAUUUGACGGCCAUCCACUCAAAGGAACAGAUCCAACCGGUGACCGCUCAUUCUGUGAUUCUGACAAGAACAUGAGCAAGUUCUACAAUGCUGGUUCAUCUUAUUCUUCUGCCGAUAUUUCGGAAACUUAUUAGAUUUCUCCAAAAAUAAGACAUGGUCUUAUUUCAAUUUUUUUCGAAAUAAAAACACUGUUGCUUAUUUUUGAGGAUAUGUCUUAUAAUUUUAAUUAUCUAAGACAAAAUUACAAAGUGGAAAAUUACAAGAUUUUCAAAUAUACAAAAUAUGAAAAUCGUUAUACAUUUACUUAUAAAUAACACGUUUUAAUUUAACCAUUAAAACAUGUAGAAGAAAUUUCUUGCUAUCGGCAAAGUGAAGAAAAAAA
This is a messenger RNA of Styela clava, 2617 nucleotides long. NCBI's taxonomy places the organism in Eukaryota, Metazoa, Chordata, Ascidiacea, Stolidobranchia, Styelidae. The record is from RefSeq and is a predicted model, not a curated record.